Molecule: messenger RNA, 5285 nt
Organism: Nilaparvata lugens (brown planthopper)
Lineage: Eukaryota; Metazoa; Arthropoda; Insecta; Hemiptera; Delphacidae
Exons: 2
Coding region: 4159-4800 (213 amino acids)
Source: RefSeq, a predicted model, not a curated record
AUUUAUUGAUUUAUUUUCUAUUUUCCAUCAACUCGCAUGUAUUAAUUCAGUAGCUAUACUCAGGUAAGGAAACUACAACUCAUUAGCUCAUUUACUGUACGGUAUAACCUCGUUAAUCCGUCCCCUAAGGGGUCGAGGCUUCAGCCAAAAUAGUAUUAUAAAGGUCCGAUUAUCGGAUGUACUUGUUUAUUCACAUAAAAACAUUUUUGCACUGAUAAUAAUAUUAUCAUACUCUAUUCAAUUAUACACAAAUGUCAAACUGAACGGAAUUUUUAACCGGAAAAUUAAAAAAAAAUUAUUAAAAUUUGAUAGACUGAAUUUGUUAGACUAGCCUAUGAGGAGAUGGCGCCUUGGACUGACUAGGUGACUAGCCCUCUGCUUAUCGAUCCUGAUGCAUGGUCGAAUUGACCGAUAAGCUGGAUAAUCGGGGUUUUACUGUAUGACUUUCAUUCCAUUUCACAAUGUAGAAACUCUUCUAGUAUGGUGAAUAAAAUUCUUUCUGUUCUAUUUGAUGUUUAAGAAGCUUUUGACAUGUUCUAAAAUUUGUUCUACAAGUGAAUAAACCUAUUUCACAGAUUUUGAUGGAGAAGACUUGAUGGUGACUGGAGAGGAGAUCAGGUACCCAUGCAACAGAUGCGGCAAAACCUACAAUUUGAAAAGCAAUUUACAAAGGCACUUGCGGGAUGAAUGUGGGGUAGAACCGAAAUUCUCGUGCCCUCACUGCCCUCACAGAUCAAAGCGGAGGAGCGACCUUAAAAUCCAUAUAGGCAUCAAACACUCGAAUAUUAUCACGUCAUACUCUAACAACUGAGACUAGUUCUAGCAAAUUAGGGCUCUAUGCGGUUUUCUCCUAUUCUAUUUAUGCCAAUUUAGUCUACCAGAUUGAUUUACUUUUUAUGUUCUAACUAGAAAGAUACGAGAAAUGAUGCAUUUCUAUUAUUUGUUUAUUGGUACAGUAUAAAGUAUGAACCAUAAAAAUUCGAAUGCUUUUGUUUUCAUUCCAUGUUUUUUUAUCAUAUGCUUUUUUAUCGUAUGCUUUUUUUAAUACAUCCAGUGUAGCCUAUCUUGAAAUAUUAUACGUAUGAGAUUCAAACUUAAAUUUCAUCUUCCCUUCAUGGUACAGUAUGUCAACUCAGAAAAUUGGGUCUUUACUUGGAUUACUUAUAGUUGAGAAAAUUUCAAGCUGUCUUCCUAUCUUUGAGUUUAUUUCCUGUUUAUUUUUGAAAAUACAGAGUUAUCUCGUUUCUUUUGUUUGUUCAUUGGUUCAACCUUGAAAAUUCCAAUAAUAAUAAAUAAAUAUAGAAAAUUAGUGUUUAUAGUGCUCAGUCAAUGAUACAAAAUAAAAACUCAGUUCUCAAUAAUAUAAAUAAUGCUUUCUCUCUUGUUUGUCUAUUGGUAUUCAACAGUGACAUUUCCAAUAAUAAUAAUACCCUUCUUGGCGUAGAGAGAUGGAUGAACUGUAGUAUUUUAACAAAAAAUAUAUAUAUUCAAAACGCUGUGUACUUCUUAUAAGAUUUUUUCAAAUAUACUUUCUUUCACACAAUUCUUCCAUAUCGACAUGUUAAAGUUCGUGAUUUGAAAUAGAUCAAGAAAUCAUAAUCUUCACUCAUUUGAACAAACUAUCAUGUUAAUACGUUGAUGGACAAGAGCUCCUGUGAUUUUCUGUAUGAGUGAAUGAUUUAAUAAACUGUUUUACAGAUGUUGAUGGACAAGGCUUCUUAAUGACUGCAGAAGAGAUCAGGUACCCGUGCAAUAGAUGCGGCAGAACGUACAAUAUGAAAAGCAAUUUGCAAAGACACAUAAGAGAUGAAUGUGGAGUGGAGCCGAAAUUCUGUUGUCCCCACUGCAACUACAGAUCGAAACGGAAGGGUCACCUCAAAACACACAUGGGUGUCAGACACUCUCAUAUUAUUUUCUCUUCUCGUUCCAACAACUAAUCCAUCUAGACAUAAAUGUUCGUGUUCAAUGGGGUUACGAGAUCUGUUGUUUCUCAGCAAAAAUAAUUGAAUGUUUAUCUACUCUGAUUUUCGUUAUGUAGACCUAUUUUCAAAUGCGCAUAUUACGGACACAAUUAUACAUUGUGGAAGACAACAAUAAUUAUAAUUUUGUUGAAAAUAAUCAUUCCAUAAUACUUGGACUUGAAUUUAAUAUUAGAUUCAAUUUGGGAAAUGCAAAUAUGGUGCAUUGCUACUCUUAUUUUUCCAUUAUUGAUAUAUUUUAUGAAAAUAUAAGUUGAUGGGUACCUCUUAAUAGAUACAUUUACUUGUCUUUUGGCCACAAGAAUAAAGCCAUUGUUUUCGACAGUAUUCACAAUAAAAAACUUCAAUUUAAUGCAGUGUAUUCCUUCUAUAAAACUUCCAAAUCACUCAUUUUCGUUUGUUUUCUGUUUUUGCCAGUUUGGUGUAUGGUACCGUACUCAUUCAGUAGUUAUUUAUUUACUAAGAAAAACUAGAUCCUGUCAGUUUAUUAUUUCAUUUUGAUGACUAUGCUCCGUAACCUUGAUAUACUUCUACUCAAUUUUUUACUUUCCUCAGAAGUUUCUGUAAUUUUUUGUAUGAUUUAUAAAUUAUUUUACAGUUUUUAAUGAGCAAGACGAAGACUUGAUGCUGAUUGGAGAGGAGAUUCGGUAUCCAUGUGGAAGAUGUGGCAAAACCUACAAAUAUAAAGUUACUGAUGGACAAGACUUCGUAGUGAUUGGACAGGAGAUAAGGUACCCCUGUGAACGGUGUGACAAAACCUACAAAAAUAGAUCGGAGAUGAGGCGGCACAUGAAAGAGUGUGGAUUGGAGCCGAGGUUCCCGUGUCCCCACUGCGCUUACAGAACGAGACGGAAGGCUGACCUCAAAUCACAUGUAGCUGUGAGACAUUUGAAUUUCACCCUUCGCUGAGUUCAGUUAGCUUAUUAAUACAAAUCAGCACUUCUACUACAAUGGAAUAUCAUAAAUAUAUCAUCCUAUUUUGAGUAAACUCAUGCCAUCCACGAAGCAUUAUCUGUCCUUGGAAUGACAUCCUACAUACGCUAAUGAAACUAUUAUAAUUUUGUUGAGAAAGUCAAUUAUAUGCAAUACUGAACUCGAGUGUAUUUCAAUUUAAUUUGAAAAAAAUCAUAUUUGAACUAUUAGUUGUAAGUCAUUAGUAUCUUCUAUGGAAAUAAUGAUGAUUUAUUUUUGAAAUUAAUUCAUCAAUUAUUAGUAUUUUGUUAUAAUAUAGUAUAUUCUUGUCAAUAAUAAUCGGCACCUAAUAAUACAUAAUAUGAUCACAUGAAUAGAACCAUUGUUUUUGACAAUACUGAAUAAAAAUCGUUAUUCAAUGUACCGUUUAUUUCUUCUAGAAUCUUCCAAAUAAUUUAUUUUUUAUUGUUUUCUGUUUUGGCGAAUUUGAUGUAUUAUUAAUCAGUAGUACAAAAAAUACAUUAUCAUAACUAGAUUUUAUUAGUUUAUAUCUUUUAUUGAUUCCCAAUUUUGAAUUUUUCUUGGAAUGUAAUACAAAGUACCAGUAAUUUAUGUGUGUGAAUAAAUUAUUUCACAGUUGUUGAUGAGCAAGAGCAAGACUUGAUGCUGAUUGGAGAGGAGAUUCGUUAUCCAUGUGAAAGGUGCGGCAAAACCUACAAAGAGAAGAGAGUCAUGAUGAGGCACUUGAGAGUAGAAUGUGGCAUGGAACCGAGAUUCUCUUGUCCUAACUGUACUUACAGAGCAAAACGGAAAAGUCACCUCAAAUUACAUAUUGCAGUCAGACAUUCAAAUUUCUCCUUUCCCUCAUGAUCCUACUGAUUCUUUCCAACCUAUGGUUGAGACGUGAAUUUUUACCAGGCAAAAUGACUAAAUUAUAGCCUACCACUAUCAAUAUUCAAUUUGUUAUAAGAUUAUAAAUAAAUUUGAUAUUUUAUCAUGUAACCUAUGGGCUUUAUUUGUAGACUUUAUUUUUUAUUUCCAUUUAGUUAUGUAGUAUAUAUUAUAUAUUACACACACAUGAAAACUGAAAAUUUCCAAUUUUGCCAAAAAUUCUUCAACUACUUCUAACAGAAAUAUACCUCUCAUAUCUUUGAGUUUUGAUACAAGUUAUGAAAAAUUAUUACAUUUAUUUCAUUUUAUAAUUCAUAUAUUUAUAAUAAUAAAUGAGCAAAUUAACGAUUCCACAGAUAGUGCUGAAGAAUUCCACAUGAUGGUAAUAAAUGGAAGGGAGAUCAGGUAUCCAUGUGAAAAAUGUGGCAAAACCUACAAACAGAAACACUUGAAAAAUUGUGGAUUGGAAUCAAGAUUCGCUUGCCCCCACUGUCAUAGAUCACGGGCAAGAUUUGCUUGCCCCCACUGUCAUAGAUCACGGCCAAGAUUCACUUGCCCCCACUGUCAUAGAUCAUGGCCAAGAUUCACUUGCCCCCACUGUCAUAGAUCACGGCAAGAUUCGCUUGCCCCCACUGUCAUAGAUCACAGGCAAGAUUCGCUUGCCCCCACUGUCAUAGAUCACGGCCAAGAUUCGCUUGCCCCCACUGUCAUAGAUCACAGGCAAGAUUCGCUUCCCCCCACUGUCAUAGAUCACAGGCAAGAUUCGCUUGCCCCCACUGUCAUAGAUCACAGGCAAGAUUCCACUGUCAUAGAUCACAGGCAAAAUUCGCUUGCCCCCACUGUCAUAGAUCACAGGCAAGAUUCCACUGUCAUAGAUCACAGGCAAAAUUCGCUUGCCCCCACUGUCAUAGAUCACAGGCAAGAUUCUCUUGCCCCCACUGUCAUAGAUCACAGGCAAGUUUUGCUUGCCCCCACUGUCAUAUGUCGUGGCGAAGUAGUGACCCCAAAUCACAUGUAGCUUCCAAACAUUUCAAUUUAAAAUUCUCCAAUUGUUUUAUUAAUUCGAAAAAUGCUUGCUCCACUUGAACCAAUUUUGUCUUAUCAUCAAGUUAAUAAUUUCUAUUGCAUGUCUUCCAGCAUGUUCCAGCUCAGCCUAUAUAAAAUUUUGAUGUUCCUAUACUGAAAAGUUAAAUUUCGUAAAAAAUGUAAUAAGAUUAGUGUCACUAUUUCAAGUUCGAUAUGCAUUUAUCUAUAAAUCAAUCUAUGCUUGAAUUAUUCUUACCUCACUUGAAAUUUGAGUAAUGAUUUCUUCACUUUCAACUUUGUCCAUUAUUUUCAACAAUGAAAAUUCUUUUCAAUAGGAUUGAUGCUAUUUUCCAUAACGAAACACUUUGUCAUAACAAUAUUUGAAGAUGUGGUUGUACAAUAUCUGGUCUUUCGAUUCAGUAGGAAUAUUGAGUAUUUGUUGAUGAAGCUCCUCCUAUGAAGUGGAAUGCAUUCCAC